CAUUGUUUUAUUAUUAUUCUUGUCAACUUUCAAGUCUGAUAUUUGGAUAUUUCUAACAGAAUGGGCGAUGAGCAGCCGCCUGUUGAUGAUCUUGCCAGAAAACCGUCUGUUAAUCAUAAAGAGUCCCACGUUGUAGUCAACCCCCUAGCCGACACAUAUCCACCUCCAAAGAGCAGCAUUGAUGCCCCAAAGAAAAGUAUAGCUAUUGAAAGGGCUGGGAGUGUGCGCGCAAGUGUGCGAGCAAGUGUGAGACGAUUCACAACGGAAAUGUCGAGGGAUAGAAUUGCGAGAAGACAAUCGGAAAGAGCAAGUAAAUCGAGACUAGCGCUUGGAAGUAUCAUAUCGUUUGGUAGAGGUGGAGUAUAUGGAUUGGAUGGUAUCGCCUUGAAGGCGCCCAAGUUUAUGAAUACGUACAAGCUCGACAGCGAUAAACCGUUUCACGUUGAAAAGGUGGAGAAGAUUUUGAAACAAGUUUUAAUGGAAGCUAUGGAGAAUUUAUCGUACGAUCCUGAGGAAUGUCCGAAGCAGGCGAAGUGGGCAACGAACAUGAUAAAGACGCGCGUUAAGGAAGAAGAAUAUGACAGGUAUAAGUUGAUCGUUAUAGUAACCAUUGGAGAAAAAAGGUACCACGACAUGUGCUCUGUGGUGAGAUUUUUGUGGGACAUCGAGAGGGAUAAGUACGCACUUUUCGUGCACGACAACAUGCACGUAUUUGGGGCCGCCCUUUGCUUUGGAGUUUACUACGAAUGAACUAAGA
Photinus pyralis (common eastern firefly) is the source of this 757-nucleotide messenger RNA. RefSeq names its product tctex1 domain-containing protein 1. The transcript is spliced from 5 exons. The record is from RefSeq and is a predicted model, not a curated record. Gene Ontology annotation, biological process: microtubule-based movement. NCBI's taxonomy places the organism in Eukaryota, Metazoa, Arthropoda, Insecta, Coleoptera, Lampyridae. Gene Ontology annotation, cellular component: cytoplasmic dynein complex; cytoplasm. The coding region runs from base 61 to 750 and encodes 229 amino acids. Gene Ontology annotation, molecular function: dynein intermediate chain binding.